Messenger RNA from Solenopsis invicta (red fire ant), 1533 nucleotides. It is a transcript of the gene Sumo, whose product is annotated as small ubiquitin-related modifier 3-like. The record is from RefSeq and is a predicted model, not a curated record. Gene Ontology annotation, cellular component: nucleus. Gene Ontology annotation, biological process: protein sumoylation. Gene Ontology annotation, molecular function: ubiquitin-like protein ligase binding; protein tag activity. Bases 225 to 506 code for a protein of 93 amino acids. The transcript has 3 exons. NCBI's taxonomy places the organism in Eukaryota, Metazoa, Arthropoda, Insecta, Hymenoptera, Formicidae.
AUUCGCAGGUUGCGACGUGUCUUCGUAUUAUGCGUCAUUCGUGCAAAAUGGCGACGUCAGAGCCGCCGUUUUAAGGAAGAAGCGGGACUUCGCGGCGAGUUUACUUUCCGGGAAUUGUCUACGUCGUAAUUAGGUGCACGGACCGACACAGAGUCCUAUCAGUGAUCACGCGAUCAUCCAGCAACUUUUAGUGAACGCAAUCAACCUUUCGGAGCCGCGGCACCAUGUCGGACGAGCCGAAGGAGACGAAGACGGAGUCAGAGCACAUAAACCUGAAGGUGCUGGGCCAGGACAACGCCGUAGUCCAGUUUAAAAUUAAGAAGCACACACCCCUACGCAAGCUGAUGAAUGCGUACUGCGACCGUGUAGGUUUGGCAAUAGCAGCAGUAAGAUUUAGGUUUGACGGACAACCCAUAAAUGAAUUAGACACACCUACCACACUAGAAAUGGAGGAGGGUGAUACAAUAGAGGUGUAUCAACAGCAGACUGGUGGUUUUUCGUGUUGAGACGCAAUGCAUUGCGUUUUCAAAUGGACUAAUUGAAAUUUACCGUUCCACCAGUGUUUACCAUUAACAUAAAAUGAUUUAUUUUUAUUUUUUUGUUUGCUCCGUUCUCUGUGAUCGGGGACUUUAAUACAUCACACAAUGUUUAAGAUUCAAUUGUACAAGUUAAAUUUAAUCUAACUUAGUUUUAUUUCUUUCGAUCUCUUGUUCUCUAUCUAUAUGUUUGUUACACUUUAAAGUAAUAUAUUCUCUGAUUCAUUUAAAUGCGUACAUUACGCUGUUGGUUGAAGUCCCCGUUCCUUGAAACGGCCGUUUACUAUAAGUUUUAUAUUUGAGUACAAUUGUACACGCGCAGUUUGAUAUAACGAUGCAAACUUUCGUUACCGAGAAAGGGAGAGAGAGAGAGAGAAGCAAAACACAAAUAUAAGAGGACACCUAUUAACAUCCCUCAUUGUCAAAAUCUAUUAAAAAGUCGAGAUUUUCCAUGUAUAUGGAUUUUUACAUGAAUUUAACAAUUAAUAAUGCAUUCUCAUCUUUAGAUAUAUCUUCUUUCAGAUAUUUGUAAAGAGUGUACAGGAAAAUGGUGUAUAGAUUAGAGCAAACAUUUCCAUUGAUACGAGUAAAAUUGCCUGUCCACAAAAACUUCUGGCUUUCGCCUGCGCUUCAUAAAACCGAAUUUUGUACCCGUAUUGUCAUUAUCUAUAUUUUCUGCAUAGCCCACUUGUACAUGAGCGAGAAUAAAUUGUACGUUUAUCUUUUCUAAAAGAAAAAAAAAAUCUUUCAUCUUCUAAUAAGUGGCUCUACGCCAUAUCAUUUUGGGCAAGGGCAUGCUACAUGGCAUACUUAGAGGGAAGACACUGGAUAUAGAAUAAUUAGUUUUUCUUUAACAAAAACGCAUAGUACGCAGUAUAUAUUUUUAUCAGAAACUAAGUAUCGCUAAUGUAAAGUGUAUCCCAGAUCCACGAUCCAUUAAUUAUAUUUACUAAAUGUAAGUUUUACAUGAAUGUAAAAUACAUGUAUUUAAAGUGUU